This is a messenger RNA of Poecilia reticulata (guppy), 1330 nucleotides long. It is a transcript of the gene smarcb1a, whose product is annotated as SWI/SNF related BAF chromatin remodeling complex subunit B1a. Lineage: Eukaryota; Metazoa; Chordata; Actinopteri; Cyprinodontiformes; Poeciliidae. Gene Ontology annotation, biological process: chromatin remodeling. The record is from RefSeq and is a predicted model, not a curated record. Gene Ontology annotation, cellular component: nuclear chromosome.
UUGAGCUUGUUGUUUGCGCUUGCGCUGUAGCUCGGACCUUUGUUAUUCCAUGUCACUAUGGCGCUUAGCAAAACGUUUGGGCAAAAACCGGUGAAAUUUCAGCUCGAAGAGGAUGGAGAGUUUUACAUGAUCGGUUCUGAGGUGGGGAACUACCUGCGCAUGUUCAGAGGCUCCCUAUAUAAACGAUACCCGUCGUUAUGGAGAAAACUGGCAACAGUGGAAGAACGGAAGAAAAUUGUAGAGUCUUCACACGAUCACGGCUACACUCAGCUGGCCACCAGCGUUACGCUCCUGAAGGCCUCGGAGGUCGAGGAGAUCCUCGAAGGGAACGAUGAAAAAUACAAAGCUGUGUCUAUCAGCACUGAGCCGCCCACCUACCUCAGGGAACAGAAGGCAAAGAGGAACAGCCAGUGGGUUCCCACGCUGCCCAACAGUUCCCACCACCUGGACGCCGUUCCCUGCUCCACCACCAUCAACCGCAGCCGGCUGGGCCGGGACAAGAAGAGGACCUUCCCCCUCUGCUUCGACGACCACGACCCGGCGGUGAUCCAUGAAAACGCCACACAGCCUGAGGUUCUUGUUCCGAUCCGUCUGGACAUGGAGAUCGAGGGUCAGAAACUGAGGGACGCUUUCACCUGGAACAUGAACGAGAAGCUCAUGACACCUGAGAUGUUUGCGGAGAUCCUGUGUGACGACCUGGAUCUGAACCCCCUGGCCUUUGUCCCCGCCAUCGCCUCAGCCAUCCGGCAGCAGAUCGAGUCCUACCCGACAGACAGCCUCCUGGAGGACCAGACGGACCAGAGGGUUAUCAUCAAGCUGAACAUCCACGUGGGGAACAUUUCGCUGGUGGACCAGUUUGAGUGGGACAUGUCGGAGAGGGAAAACUCUCCGGAGAAGUUCGCCCUGAAGCUCUGCUCGGAGCUCGGCCUGGGCGGAGAGUUCGUCACCACCAUCGCCUACAGCAUCCGAGGUCAGCUGAGCUGGCACCAGAGGACGUACGCCUUCAGUGAGAACCCGCUUCCUACCGUGGAGAUCGCCAUCAGAAACACGGGCGAGGCGGACCAGUGGUGCCCCCUGCUGGAGACCCUGACAGACGCAGAGAUGGAGAAGAAGAUCAGAGACCAGGACAGAAACACGAGACGAAUGAGGCGUCUGGCGAAUACGUGGUAGAUGUGAACGCAGCAGCAGCAGCGCCCCCUGCAGAAACGCUGAGGCAGGACCAGUUGAAGGGCAGCAGAGGUUUUUUCUCGUCUCUUCUGCUCAGCUGGACUCUCGGCGUUUUAUUUUUAAUUUGAAUCUGUUUGCUGAAGGUCCGUUAGAGGAAAAAAAA